Molecule: messenger RNA, 1146 nt
Organism: Meloidogyne enterolobii
Lineage: Eukaryota; Metazoa; Nematoda; Chromadorea; Rhabditida; Meloidogynidae
Source: the annotation of a GenBank genome assembly
AUGUUGCUUAAAAUUGGGAAGGAAAAGGUGGUCACUUUUAAUAAAAAUGGGCCUGAUGGAACUGUUCGUUCUCUUUCUUGUCCAGAUCUAACAACAAACAACGGUUCCAAAAAUUCGAACAACAACAACAACAUUUCUCCCAACAAAACAACUGAAAAUUCUGAUUCUCCCUCAAAUUUAGCUUUAACAUCUUUAUUAAAUGAAAAUUUAUUUGUUGGUGAAACAGAAAAUAAUAAUGUUUGUAAUAGACAUCAGACAAUGCCCACAACAAAACAACAGCAACAACAAGUGGACAACAUUGUUUCAAACAUUAAACAACAAAACCAGAAGAAAAAACAUUGUAUUGAAGUUGUAUUCGAUCCUAACAAACAUGAAGAAGUUGAAACAAGUUGCAAAAAGGCAAAUUGUAUUGUCACAGGGAAUUUUGACGACGAACAAACAAAUGUUGAAUUAUUUAUUAAUCGACGAACAUGGCUACUUUUAAUAGACUUUUUUGGUUUUUGUUCAACUUCUGAUAUUAAUAAUAAAAAUGUUUUGGACAACAAUAACAACAAUUAUAUUAUGAAUAUUGAAUUAAAUAUUUCUUCUAAUUUAAUAUUAUCAAUAAAUUAUCCAAAAAGUGAAUUAACUCCAAAAUUGGGUAUUGUUUAUAUUCAAAAGCCUACGUUUACUGUACAGAUAGAUUUGAACGUUUCAAGUGAUCCGAUCCUUAUAUCGAUGCAAGCACAUAGUUUUUCACUUACCGAUGAAAAUUCACAAAUAUAUUCUCAGCGUUUACGAGUUGGAAAUUUUGACAACAAAUUAAACGGGAAAUCAACACCAUGUAUUAAAAUGAAGCUUAUAAAGAAUCGUCGAAAUUUUAAUUCUUCUUUAAACAACAAUAACAACGAUUUUGAUAUUUAUUUAAAUCUAAAAAUAAUUAAUGAUGUUGUAGUUAAUUAUAUACAUUCACAUCGUUAUUAUUAUGCUUUGAUAGAUUUUUGGCUUCAAUUUUCUGAAAUUUAUGAUCGCUUAUUUAUUGAAAAUGAAAUUAAUAAACAAUCAAAACAACAAUUAUUUGGUCAACAAAACUUGUUUGAUAAUUUACUUAAACUUCGUUUGAAAAUUCUCAAAAAGCUGUGCUUUUUGAAUGUGACAAAAUUCUAA